GACGGGCCGCUUACGCAGCUGCCGGCGAGCCGCCGACUGGCUGGUCCCCUGCAUCCACCUCUCCCUCCCUCCUCGCUCCCUCCCUCCCGGCAGCCCCAGCCCCGGCCAGCACCCGGCCAGCCGCCUCCUGCAGGGGCUCGGGAGCGCGAGUCGGCGGCCGGGCAGGGCAGCCCACGCCAUGGAAGCCUCGGCAGGUUGCUGAUCGGGCCAGGCGGCUGCAGCGGCGACUGCAGAGGCGCUGCGCCAAGCCGGGCCGGAGCGGCGCGGGCGGCGGGACUGCGGAGGGCGAGUGGACUCAGGGUUGUUGGGAGGAGUCGAUGGCGUAAUGUACGUAACGUGUGUGGCACGGGGUCUGGCGUGGAGUGGGGCUCAGACGCUGCUCCUCCUGCACGCAAGAAGGUCCACCGCAUGACCACCCUGGCCGAGUGUCUUGGAACCCCGGCCGCUGGCCUCAGUCCCUGCUUGGAACUCAGGAGAGGGCUGUCUCUGGAGCUGGCUUGGAACCAGCACGUUGGCUGCAGAGUCCCCGUCCCUCUGCGUGGCACUGGAGGGGCUCCCGCUGACGCCUGGCCAGCAUGGGGCCUCCCCUUCCCUAAGCCCCCCAGGGCUGCCCGUGGAGCCUGUGCCCCCACCCAGGGAAGAGGCCUGGACACCUGGGCGGGAGCCAAUGGGCCCAGGUCUCCCAGCCACUUGUCAAGAGUCUCUCCAGGCGAGGAAGCUUCCUGCUGGGCCCGCCCCCAGGACAGCCAGCAGCAAGCAGAGAGCGCUUCUGCUCCGUCCACCCCAGGCCUCAUCUGCGUUCAGCCUGUGCCCCAAGUUCCUGGGAUGUGCCAAGCUCAGCAUGCGCCUCUGCACGGGCGGCUGUGGGCACGCCUGCGUGCGGCCUGGGUGCAGGGUCCGCGUUGCAGGCAGCGGCCUGAGCAUGCUUGUUCGUGGAGAGGCUGCGGUGCAUCUUGGAAUGACAUCAUGUUUGUGCGUAUCCAUGUGUCUUUCUACACGUGUGUUGGUAUGUUGGUCUGUCUUGUCUCCCCUGUAGACGGGAAGCCCAGAGCCACACGCCAGCUGAUGGUCGCCGGGACCAGCCCAGCCUAAUCUGGGGUUCCUGGUCCUGCUCCAGACCUCCAGACUGCAGCCUCUGCCCAGCAGGGAGGACAGGAGAGUGGGGAGGCGGGGGUCUGAGUGUCAGGGACCCGCUCGCUCGUAGAUAGAAGACCCAGUGCUGCGUGGCGGACAGGAGCCCCACUCCUGCUGCCCUGGCGACCCGGGGCACCCUCGCUCCGCUGGAGGACACCGGGUCGGACUGAAGUUGGAAAGCCACCCCGAGGCUCUGCUGAUCGUGACUCUGAGCUGGGGAGCAGGCACCUGUGCACCAGCCCCCUUACGUCCACUGGUAGAGGCAGUGGGGGCCAGAGCCUCGCCCGGUCCUGGGGUGUCCUGCCAAAGGGUGGUGACAGGAGAAGCCAUGCCGGGCAGCGGCCCCAAUGAGAGGAUGACAUGGCCCGGCCCGGCCCUCCCCGCGGCCCCCCCAACCCGCCCUCUCUCCUCAGCCCCCGGGACACCGCCUAUCCCGCCCCUCACCCGGACCCGCAGCCUUAUGGCCAUGUCCCUACCAGGGAGCAGACGGGCCUCUGCUGGAUCCCGCAGUGGGAGUACUUUGGGCCGGAGCGGCCUGGCCGUGUUCGCCCAGUGUCCGCAGCCGCCCGCCAGCCAGAAUGAGCACCUGCCUCUUCUUCCCGCCUCCAGGCGCACCUCUCCUCCCGUGAGCGUGCGGGAUGCCUACGGCACCUCCUCCCUCAGCAGCAGCAGCAACUCGGGCUCCUGCAAGGGCAGCGACAGCAGCCCCACGCCCAGGCGCUCCAUGAAGUACACACUGUGCAGCGACAACCACGGCAUCAAGCCGCCCACCCCCGAGCAGUACCUGACGCCGCUGCAGCAGAAGGAGGUGUGCAUCCGGCACCUGAAGGCCCGGCUGAAGGACACCCAGGACCGGCUGCAGGACCGGGACACCGAGAUAGACGACCUGAAGACGCAGCUGUCGCGCAUGCAGGAGGACUGGAUCGAGGAGGAGUGCCACCGCGUGGAGGCCCAGCUGGCCCUGAAGGAGGCCCGCAAGGAGAUCAGGCAGCUCAAGCAGGUCAUCGACACCGUCAAGAACAACCUGAUGGACAAGGACAAGGGGCUGCAGCAGUACUUCGUGGACAUCAACAUCCAGAACAAGAAGCUGGAGACGCUGCUGCACAGCCUGGAGGUGGCCCAGAGUGGCGCAGCCAAGGAGGACGGCCCCGGGGAGUCCGCCGGCGGGUCCCCCGCCCGCUCCCUCACCCGCAGCUCCACCUACACCAAGCUCAGCGACCCUGCCGUCUGCGGUGACCGCCAGCCCGGCGACCCGGCCAGCGCCUCUGCCGAGGACGGAGCUGACAGUGGCUUUGCGGCUGCCGACGACACGCUGAGCCGGACGGACGCGCUGGAGGCCAGCAGCCUGCUGUCGUCGGGGGUGGACUGCGGCCCCGAGGAGGCCUCGCUGCUGGGCUUCCCCCUGGGUCCCCGCUUCCCCGCCAGCAACACCUACGAGAAGCUCCUGUGCGGCACGGAGGCCGGCGUGCAGGCCAGCUGCAUGCAGGAGCGUGCCAUCCAGACGGACUUCGUGCAGUGCCAGCGUGACCUGGACGCCAUCCUGGAGAAAGUGGCCCAGGCCCAGGCCUGCGGGGCCGCUCCUGAGGACAGGCGCCCAGAGCCCGGGCCCCACCCCCCGGGGCCCAGAGACCCCAGCUCGGCUGUGGUGGUGACAGUGGGUGACGAGCCGGAGGCCCCGGAGCCCAUUACCCAGGGGCCCAGCCCGCAGGGGCCCGGCGCCAACCCCGACCGCGGCCUGUCGGUGAGCGUGGUGUGCCCUGUGGAGGAGGAGGAGGAGGCCGCCACGGCGGAGAAGGAGCCCAAGAGCUACUGGAGCCGCCACUACAUCGUGGAUCUGCUGGCCGUGGUGGUGCCUGCCGUGCCCACCGUGGCCUGGCUCUGCCGCUCCCAGCGGCGCCAGGGCCAGCCCAUCUACAACAUCAGCUCCCUGCUGCGGGGCUGCUGCACCGUGGCCUUGCACUCCAUCCGCAGGAUCAGCUGCCGCUCGCUGAGCCAGCCGGGCCCCAGCUCCGCCGGCGGGGGCUCCCAGCUCUGAGGAGGCCUGUCCCGGCAGCCCCCGCGGCCUGACCACUGAUUGUAGGGAUGCCGUUCGCCCCUCGCAUAUCCCCGUGGGCGUCACCUUAUUUAUUUAGUUUUGGGUUUGGAACAGUUUUUCUGUUUUUUUUUUUUUUUUUUUUUUUUUUUUCUCCCCAACGUUAGGGUCCGGGGCUGGGAGAAGGGUUGGGGGAGUAAUUCUAAGACCUCACAAGAGAGAAAGGUAAGAGAGGCCAAAGACCCGGGGUGAGGCACCCUGAGUGGACAAGCUGCAGGGGGGAAGCUGGGCGGCCCUCUGUCCACCUGGCCCUUCAGAGAGGGCGGCUCCGCUUAGGAAGUGUCCGGCUGGAUCUGUCUGGGGAGGCUCCUCCCUCUGCACCAGCCUGUCCAGCCGCUUGCCCACUCACUGCCCUCUCUCCCAAGCCACCCCGUGCCCUGCGCCCAGGUUUCUGGGCCAAUAUUAUCCCCUCGAAUGGAGGCAGCUGUGGCCCAAAGUGCAGAUAACUGACCCAAGGAUCAGAGCAGGGUCUGGAUCCCAGGCCUGGGUUGGAGCUGCAGCCUCCCCACCGGCCCGCCCGCUGGGAUUCAGAAGCACAGUCCAGGCUGAGGGCUGGGGAACAGACGUGCUGGGCUUGAGCGAGCAGAGGGCAGGGUGGGCUCUGUGUCUGUCUGUCCUCCCCGGCCCUCCCCGUAAUCUACUUUCCUCGUGGCGUUUCUGGGUGUCUGAGAUCAUUCCUCCUGUGAGAGCUGAGCCCCACCAGCUCGGUGUGCUGGGUGGGAACACUCCCCCCAGACAAGGCCCUAUCUGGAGAAUCCACCAGCAGGAAAGGGGGCAGGGGCAGGGUGGUCCAGGGAGCCCCUGUACCUUCUGAGAUGAAGCCAUCUCAGCUGCUGCCUGCGAGGCACGGCCGGACUCAGGAAUCCCCGGCCAGUUUGAAAAGCUGGAGGCCAGGCGGCCCCUGGAGCUAGCCCCGGGUUUCUCUGGGGACCUCGGGCCCAACUUCUUCCUUGCACUAUAUUCACUUUGGGGCUUGGUUCUCCCUCAUCCCAGGACCUCCAGUGCGUGAGGUGGCUGCUGUCUUUCUGGGGUGAGGCUUCUCGUGUCUUCAACCUGUCUGCCUC
This is a messenger RNA of Sciurus carolinensis (gray squirrel), 4290 nucleotides long. It is a transcript of the gene Snph, whose product is annotated as syntaphilin. Gene Ontology annotation, cellular component: cytoplasmic microtubule; mitochondrion. Gene Ontology annotation, biological process: neuron differentiation. The transcript has 6 exons. NCBI's taxonomy places the organism in Eukaryota, Metazoa, Chordata, Mammalia, Rodentia, Sciuridae. The record is from RefSeq and is a predicted model, not a curated record. Bases 1463 to 3169 code for a protein of 568 amino acids.